This is a messenger RNA of Drosophila ananassae, 2401 nucleotides long. RefSeq names its product protein GDAP2 homolog (gene Gdap2). The transcript has 13 exons. The record is from RefSeq and is a predicted model, not a curated record. Bases 321 to 1943 code for a protein of 540 amino acids. Lineage: Eukaryota; Metazoa; Arthropoda; Insecta; Diptera; Drosophilidae.
GCCCGAAAGCUUUCGCCUGCUUCACUGUCGAACGCGAAUUACAGACGAGAGGUGGCCAAGAGAAGCGAUUCGGUUUAAGCCAAGAGCCACAGAAACUUGCAACACACAAAACACACGGACAUAAACACACACCCACACAGACACACCAGCCCCUAAAAACACAGUGCACAAAGUGAAGUUGUUACUCAAAACAAGUUUAUUAAACAAGAAGACCAGAAAAUAAGUGGACCAGCAUAAUAAAAAAGGAAAACAAAAGCAAGUGAUAAAAGCCAGUUGAGAGUGGAGUUCGAGUUUGAUUCAUUGAUUGACACAGCGAAGCAAUGCGUCUCGACACGAACUCAAAUGUGGACUUCAAGGCAUUCGAAUCCAGCUCCAACUCAUGUCUCAUCAAACUGGACAACCUGGCCACCUGGGGUGGCUCACAGAAAACAGACACACGGCUGCCGAUCACCGACUAUUCCAGUUUGGGCGGACCCCGCCACAAUCGCAGUCCGUUCCCUUUGUCCAAAGAUGUCAACAAUCGCUUUAUAAUUUGGGAUGGUGACAUGACCACUUUGGAGGUGGACGCCAUCACAAACACCAGCGAUGAGACUCUGACUGAAAGCAAUAGCAUAUCGGAGCGCAUCUUCGCCGUGGCUGGAAACCAGCUGCGAGAGGAGCUGAGCACUACUGUGAAGGAGUGCCGCACUGGGGAUGUGCGCAUCACGCGUGGAUACAAUCUGCCCGCUAAAUAUGUGCUGCAUACUGUGGCACCAGUGUACAGGGAGAAGUUCAAGACGGCGGCUGAAAACACACUGCAUUGUUGUUACAGAAAUGUUCUGUGCAAGGCGAAGGAACUGAAUCUUCACACCAUCGCUUUGUGCAACAUCAGUGCCCACCAGAAAAGCUUUCCAGCGGAUGUGGCCGCCCAUAUUGCCCUGCGUACCAUUCGCCGCUAUCUGGAUAAGUGCACGCUACAGGUUGUGAUACUGUGCGUGGCCAGCAGCGAACGUGGCACCUAUGAGGUCCUGGCCCCACUGUACUUCCCCCGGGAUCAGCUGGAGGAGCGCAGUGCCCUGUGGCAGCUGCCCAAGGAUAUUGGUGGAGAGUUCGGGGAGCCCCAGCAUCCGGAUCCCGAUCGCCAGAUACGCAUUAUACGCAAUCCCCAGCACAGUGUCCACAUGCGGCAUCGCCAGACCGACGACGAUUCCGACGUCAGUCCACACGAUAUGGAAGGCAAUAGUUCGGAUCUGGAGUAUGGAGCUCGGGACAUGAAUGGUCUUAGCCUAAAUUCCUAUAGCAGUGGCUUACAAGCCCAGCUGCAGCGCGACCUGGACCGGCAGCAUCUGCUAAGUGAUCGUCCACGUGCUGGGGUUUAUGAGAAUGUCAUAUCGGAGGGUGUGGAGGGAAUCGAGCAUCAGGAAAGGUAUGAACGUCUUUUACGUCGGGCCCAAGUGGAAGACUUGUCGGAGGUCUCGGGCAUUGGCUGCCUUUACCAGAGCGGCGUUGACCGCCUGGGCCGGCCUGUGAUUGUGUUCUGCGGAAAAUGGUUUCCCGCCCAGAACAUUGACCUUGAGAAGGCCUUGCUAUAUCUGAUUAAGCUACUGGAUCCCAUCGUUAAAGGAGACUAUGUCAUCUCGUACUUCCACACGCUGACAUCCACGAGCAACUAUCCAUCGCUUCACUGGCUCCGUGAGGUCUACAGUGUCUUGCCCUACAAAUACAAGAAAAACCUUAAGGCCUUCUAUAUUGUGCACCCCACGUUCUGGACUAAAAUGAUGACCUGGUGGUUCACCACUUUCAUGGCGCCAGCCAUCAAAGCCAAAGUGCAUUCGCUGCCGGGUGUGGAGCACCUAUACUCGGCCAUCACAAAGGAUCAGCUGGAAAUUCCCGCCUACAUCACUGAAUACGACAUGGCGACCAAUGGCCUGCAUUAUUUCAAUCCUGUGCCGACUGCCUCGUAGAUGGCGGCCAUUGUAGCUGUCUAGAGACAGUGAACAGCCACCAUAGCAUAUACUUAUAUAUAAUUAAAGAUAGUUACACACACUUGUGAAGUUUUUAUAGAUUUUAUAGAACGUAUUUUGUUUUCUUGAUAAGUAAUAUUUGUUUACUUGCGCAUAACUUUCGAUGUUGUCGUUUAUCGAUUGACUUGCCGCAAGUUUUGUUGAACAUUGUGUAGCAUACUUUUACGGGAGUGGCAGGGUCGCCCGAUCCCCUCGAAACCAAUUAGCUAAAUGAUAAAUCGGCAUAGCAAACAAGAAAGCAGUUAAAACAAAAGAAUAUAUUCUUAUGAAGUGCAUGAAAAUUAGUUAAUUAGUUGGCAGAACAACCAAACCUUGUUAAUUCGCUAAAAAAAAAAUAGUCGUUGGAUUAUUGGUAUUGGAGACGGUGAGGGUGGGGAAAGGACUCGUUGACGGGAUAA